Paramecium octaurelia is the source of this 843-nucleotide messenger RNA. The record is from the annotation of a GenBank genome assembly. Lineage: Eukaryota; Ciliophora; Oligohymenophorea; Peniculida; Parameciidae.
AUGAUUAUUGUAUUGCUAUUAUUACUUUUUGAUGUUAAUGCGGAUUGGUACCAUAGCACAUUGGCAUUUACAUUGGCGGCAAACAAUUAUCAAUAGCAUUUGGGACAGGACAAGCAUGUAAGUAUUAAACGAGACAGGUUGUUUUAGAUUUCUUCACCCCGUGGUGUAUAUAUUGUCAACACAUGGCAGGAGAGUUUAAUCAGGUGUUUGAACACUACUAGGAAACCAGGCCAGAUAUCUUGAUUGCUAAGAUGAAUUGUGACGAGUAACAAAACCAACAUAUUUGUCACCAUUUCGGAGUGCAUUCAUUUCCAACUAUUUUAUACUUUCCUCCUGGAUAGGAUAGACCGACUUCAUAGUUUCAGAAUCACAGGAGGUUCGAUUUCUUUGUUUAAUGGAUUGAUUCUUUGGCAUAGAUAUCUGAAUAGGCUAAGUAGGAGAUGCAAUAAUAGAAGAUGGAGAAGAUUCUGAAGGAAUAGGAAGAGUAGGAGUAGCGAUUGAGGGAGAUGAUGGAAUUGGAGAAGCAGAGACAAAUCGAAUUGGAAGAGCAGGAAAAGCAGAAGGAAGAGGAGCUGAGAAUUUCCUAAUCAAUUUAAUAAUAGAUUACAGAGGCGAAUACAUUCAUUGAUACAAUCAAAGGGAUGGAGAAGGAGGUGUACACUUUACAGUAACAAAUAGCAGAACUAAACAGCAAAAUGAGUUAAAUUAAGAAGAUGCCAAAAGUGAAUGUAAAUCAUGCUUUGGUGUUUGCAAUUAUUGGAUUCUUUAUUGGAGUAGCAAUGACUUCUGUAGUGUGUCUAAUUCAAAAAUCAAGUAGUGCAAAUGUAGAGAAAGGGAUGUGAG